AGCGAAACGGGACAACACAUCGUUUCACCGCGGCAUCUUUACUCCGAUGCGGGGAGGAUCUUCGCUAGACACGGGCCGUUGACACCCUGCUGGGCUUGUCUCCGGCGCACCCCUGGCGUUUCCCCAGACGAAACUGUCAUCACCUUCCUCAUGUGCUCGCUUGAACAUGGGCGUGAUCAUCUUUUAGAAGGUUUCGUUAGGCUUGCAUGAGAAAGAGAUGGUUCUAAAAGUCUUGAGUUUCCUACGCGGUGAGUUUUGCCGUUGCCUGCGAUGUCACGCAAGCACCAAGCUUGCCAGCGCUAUAAGUUGAAUGGGUGCACCUUCUGCUCGUCGUGCAUGCAAAAUAUUCUGGGGAGCAGCAGCCUAACAAUGGCAACUUCACUUCUCCUCAUGGCUGCCUUUGUGGCGCCGGUUCUGGCAAAGACUGUUCGCUCACUGACACCACCGAUGGGAUGGAAUUCCUACAAUAGCUACAGCUGCUCUCCAUCCGAGGAGAAGAUCAAGCACAGCACCGAUGGUCUAAUCGCGUUGGGUCUCAAUAAGCUCGGUUACAACUUCAUCACUGUUGACUGUGGCUGGCCAUCACGAGAUCGAAGCCCUGAAGGCAAGCUUCAAUGGAACGAGACAUUGUUUCCCUCUGGUGGCAAAGCAUUGGGCGACUACAUCCACAACCUUGGGCUCGAAUUCGGUCUGUACUCAGGCGCGGGGUAUCUGCAGUGCGGCAGCACGGACUUGCCCGCAAGUCUUGGGUACGAACAACUGGACGCUGAGAGCUUUGCUGAAUGGGGUGGCGACAGUCUAAAAUACGACAACUGCUACUCCACGUCGAACGCCACAAUGGUCGAUGCUUCCUCAGCCGAAUCGCAGUCACCAGCACGCUUCCAAUACAUGGCCGCCGAGCUCGAAGCCGUAGACCGCGACAUCCAGUACUUCGUCUGCCAAUGGGGCAUCGGUAUCGAUACGGGCGAAUGGGCAUCCAAGAUCGGCAACUCCUGGAGAAUCAGCAACGACAUCUACAACGCCUGGCGCAGCAUCUGGCGUAUCACCAACCAGGUCGUGCCGUACUACAGACACACAACUAUAGGCGCUUUUGCAGACAUGGACAUGCUUAUUGUCGGCCUUAACGCUCUUUCAGAAGAAGAGGAGCGCUUCCACUUCGGCAUGUGGGCUGUCAACAAAUCACCCUUAAUCAUCGGCGCCGCAGUCGAUCCAGAAAAACUUAACAAGCACUCUCUGGACAUUAUGUCCAACAAAGAAGUCAUCGCGCUCAACCAGGACCCUCUCGCCAAGCAAGCACAGCUCGUGCGCCGCUACACGGAAGAAGAGUACGACAUCUGGCUCGGCGAGCUGUCCGGCUCCCGUCAAAUCCUUGGUGUCGCAAAUUGGAAGAACAGCUCGCAAAGCAUCGAAAUUGACCUCACAUCUCUCGGCAUUGGCUCUGCGCAAGUCCGCGACGUAUGGGCAGCGAAGGACCUUGGAUCUGUAGAAGGAAUCCAGAAGCUUGACCUUGCCGGCCAUGAACUUCGCCUCUGGCUCGUUUCCAAUGUCACAGCAGCGGCACCUCUCAAGUCUACUGGGUACCACUCUGCUUCGAACGCCACUCUUGCUGGCUCAGGUAAGGUUGUAUCCUGCUCAUCAGGCACCUGUCUACCUACUGGAUCAAAGGUCGGCAACAUCGCUCUCGGCUCUAGCGUCAUAUUCACUUCCGUAUCUGCUUCGUCGUCUGGCAAGAAGACACUCGGAGUCGACUUUGUGAACUACGACUACGCUUUUACCACGGCGUGGGAGUGGGGUGACAAUGCCAGAAACGCAACUAUCGCGGUCAACGGCGGGAAAGCCAAGCGAUGGGCGUUCCCGCUGUCUGGAGGUAAUUGGGAAGAAAGUGCACGCCUGAUCAUUGAGGCAGAUGGCUUUGUUGAAGGUGCAAACAACACUGUUUUGUUUGGUGGCUUUGGAAAUAGCACGAGCUGGGCGCCUGACUUUGUUGGGUUCGAGAUUCUAGAGUAAACAGUAGGUGAACUUCGA
This is a messenger RNA of Macroventuria anomochaeta, 2025 nucleotides long. RefSeq names its product carbohydrate-binding module family 35 protein. The annotation marks the transcript as partial. Gene Ontology annotation, molecular function: hydrolase activity, hydrolyzing O-glycosyl compounds. The record is from RefSeq and is a predicted model, not a curated record. NCBI's taxonomy places the organism in Eukaryota, Fungi, Ascomycota, Dothideomycetes, Pleosporales, Didymellaceae. Gene Ontology annotation, biological process: carbohydrate metabolic process. The transcript is spliced from 2 exons.